AUGGAAUCAUUAAACGAGGUUGUACAUGUCAUGGUAAAUGGCCAUAUCUACGACAUAAAAUUGGAAGAGGAAGCAUUUAGUUUCCCAAUAGAGAUACAAAUUGUGAAUCAAGCUUAUAAUCAGAAUUUUGAGGAUGACGAUCUUGAGGCGAAGAUGGAGGAAGAUCCAUUAACCAUGAGAGGGCUGGUGGAGGAAGAUGAUGCUGAAGUGGGAGUAAAGAAGUUGGAUUGGGCGGCUGAAGUUGGGUCGGGUCCUGAAGGUUAUCAUCAAGGUGGCCUAGACUUAGUUCAAAAUUAUUUUGGGGUUGAGUCCAGCACUGGUGCUGAAUACGGAAAUGGUGAGGGAGGAAAAUCUGAAAAUGGUGCAGAAUCGGUGAAGAACGCGGAAGCUAGAACGAUAUUAAAUUCAGCUAUCAAAGAGGAACCAUCUAUGUCGGAGAUAAGGGUAGUAAAGAAAUUGAAGGGUGUCGAGUCCAAAGAGAGGAGGAAAAUUAGGAGAUUGAUCUUAAUGGAGAAGAGAAAAUUGAAAGUGAAGAGGAAAGCUAGAGGGAAAGGUCAACAAAAAAAUCAGCCAACAGAUAAUUCGAAGGUAAAAAUCUCUUUAAAUGCUCAUAGUGAAGUUAAUAUUGAUGAAUUAAAGUCAUGGGGUUUAGUUCAUGGAGGAGCUUCUGAAAUCUCAAAGGGAGUGUAG
This is a messenger RNA of Vicia faba (fava bean), 690 nucleotides long. Lineage: Eukaryota; Viridiplantae; Streptophyta; Magnoliopsida; Fabales; Fabaceae. The record is from the annotation of a GenBank genome assembly.